AUGUCUCCCUCCGUCAGCGCCUUCUCCUUGAGAAUGCUCAGACGUCGGUUGAUUACACCAGUUAAUCGACUUAUUUACCGUUUCACGAUGAAUCCCAAUCCAAGGUCUUCUCCGGCUUUUACGUCGCAAACCAUCACUCUGCCUCAUCUACCAGAGCUUUAUAAGCCCAACUUUUUGGAUAUACUGCUCCCGGCGCCUGCAAAGGAUCCGGUGGCUGCUAUCAAGAAUGCACCUGCUUCGGAGAACCCGAUGAUGUCAGCGCUGGAAGAUAUUGGCAAUCAAGUUCGGACGGAGAAUGAUGCUCCGGCAUUACGCUCUACAAAGAGCCCACUUUUGGAUGCAUUCCACCGCCCUACAGCUUACCAACCAUCGGCUGAAAUAGGAAAGCUCUUCGAAGCAGCAUGGGAAGAAGACCCUGAGAUAACUUUGAGAAUAAUUUUCUACCUAAGGAGUAUCCAUGACGGUAAAAACGACCGAAAGCUUUUCUAUAAAGCAUGGAGCUGGCUGUACGCUAACCAUCCUCGCACUGCUAUUGGUAAUCUACACAAGCUGGUGGAACCGGUAUGCGAACGAAAGCUACGGAAAGGCGACGAAAGGAAACUACCUGGCAUGUCGCAUGGAUAUUGGAAAGACCUAUUGAAUAUUUUGUGCCUGGUUGCCACGAAUAGGUUGGGCUUGUCAGUUCACUACAAUCAUGGUUGGGGGUCUAGAGCCUGGAAGCUUAGCAAUGUUCCUUGCCGACAGGACCAACAGAACGAUCGAUACCAAUAUCUAUGUAAAAAGCUUUCUGAGGACCCAAAAUUCAAAGCUCUCUACAUCGCCGUCGCUCGUCUUUUCGUUAAUCAACUUGUAUCUGACGCGAGUCUACAGGAUAAGCUCGAAAGUACGACAGAUCCUAACGUUCGCUCAGAGCUGAACUGGCAAAUAAGUCUUGCUGGAAAAUGGGCUCCAACUCCGGGUUGCUCUCAUGAUCGGAUAACUAAUAUCUCGACAGCUAUUGCUCAACUACUUCACUCCGGUCGUGAGCCCCAGCCUUGGAUAUACCCGUCAUCUCUCUCCAACUUUGACCAUACUGAGCCACUUUCAGUCGAGCAAGCUAGGACUCUCCGCUCAUACCUCCAACGCUGGUUUCUUCAACCCCUUCGUGCCCAAAGCAAAUGUCCCGAGCCCCUCAUGUCCGCCAACAAAUGGUCCUCAAUCAACUACUCACACGUUCCCUCGGUCUGCAUGUCCAAUAACUCGAAAAGGUUCAUGAAACACGACUAUGAACGUUUCUCAACGUACAUGUUUAAUGUCUCCAUCGGAAAGAAGACCAUUGCAGGAGCCACAUUGUUACCUCAUGAAAUUCUCAUGCGAUUGAUGGAAUACGAUAUAGACCUUAACCUAGUCGAUAAGGAGAAGGCGGAAAAGGAAGAUGGUGUUGAUAGGUUGACGAAAAAGUUUUUGGAAACCCAAAUUGCAGUGGCAAGUGCACAAUGGAACACAUUAGUGGAUCGACUGAGACAAUCUGGGAGCAUUGAAAACUCCAUUGCGAUAUGUGACGUCAGCGGCAGUAUGGGUUUAUUGAACGAGUACAAGGAACGCAAGGAUCCCAAGCCUCUCUUCCCGGCCCUCGCAAUGUCUAUUUUACUCGCGACCCUCGCUAAGCCGCCCUUCGACAAAGGUUUCAUCACGUUCUCUGCAAAUCCCGAAUAUGUGAAACUCAACGAAUUGGCCGGGAUGGCGAAUAAUAUGAGAAAGAUGGUGGGUACUUCUUGGAGUAUGAAUACUGAUUUGCAAAAGGUAUUCACCGAGCUACUUCUUCCUCUUGCGAAGAAACAUAAUGUGAAGAAAGAGGAUAUGAUCAAGCGACUUUUCGUGUUUUCGGACAUGCAGUUCGAUGCGGGAACGGUGGAUUACUAUAACAAACUCGCGGCCAAGAAGUGGGGAACAACGUACGACGCCAUCAAGAAGGAAUAUGAAGCAGCGGGUUAUGACGUACCCGAAAUUGUCUACUGGGACCUAGGAAAGGCAGAUACGGUUGAAGUAAAUGCUGAUCGGGAAGGGGUUGCGAUGAUGAAAGGGUUUUCCGCCGGGAUGAUGAAGGUUUUCCUCGGGGAACGGGAAGGAGAGGAAGAUGCAAUGUUGGUUGAUAUUGAUUCUAAAGAGGAAGGGGAUUUGGUGGUUGUUGGAGGGAUGGAAGCCAAGAAAGAGGCCAUGACACCAAUCGGUAUCAUGAAAAAGGCUGUGAUGAACAAGAGUUUUGAUGGGUUGGUGUUACUAGAUUAG
Orbilia oligospora ATCC 24927 is the source of this 2268-nucleotide messenger RNA. RefSeq lists its product as uncharacterized. NCBI's taxonomy places the organism in Eukaryota, Fungi, Ascomycota, Orbiliomycetes, Orbiliales, Orbiliaceae. Bases 1 to 2268 code for a protein of 755 amino acids. The transcript has a single exon. The record is from RefSeq and is a predicted model, not a curated record.